UAGGGGUGGUGAACCUUGGAAGACACAUACCCCUCAGUUUCUAAAACCAGCAACUUCUUGUCAGCAAAACCCCACUUUGAAUAGGAGAAUUCACUGAACCCAACCAUUUCUUGCUUUCUCUCUCUAACAUUUCCUAUGAAAUGAAUGAAUGUUUAAAAUUAAAAAAAAAAAAAGAAAUAAUAAAUAGUAAUAAUUAUACAAAUACAGUGCAAGAAACCAACACCCAUCAAAAUAAUUCUUCUCCAUUUAUUCUGACAACAUACAAACUUUCUUUUCACCUUCCCCAUUCUUUCUUUUCUUUCAGUUAAAGAGAGAGAUAGAAGAAAGAAAGAGAUCUAAAUAUGAGCAGAGGAAGAAUUUGAUUUCAUAGAAACUCUCUUGAGAAUCAAAAGUUGAUUGUGCAUUAUCAUUUAUCUUUCUUCUUCUUCUUUUCUAUUUUUUUUUCUCUUGCCUUAUUUGGAAUCGGCAUCAAAAGCUAGACCAUAUUUGUGUUCUUCUUGACAGUUGGGUAAUUAGAGACGAAGUUUCUUGGUACGGAUAAUUGAAGGCAGCUGGAUUCUCUUGAAACAGGAAGAUAGAAACAAGAUUAUAUAGAAUAUAAAGAAUGGUUAAAAGAGUCGUACAUUGUUGUUCUUGGUGGAAUUUCAAAUCAUUUCUGUCUUUCUUGUAAAUUUGGCUUUAAAUCUGGCACAUAUUUCUUGCAAAUUUGAAGCACCAAUUGUCCACAUUUUGAUCUAAGAGGAAGAAUUAGGGUUCUGAAAGAAACACAAUUUUCUUGGAAGUUUAACAAGUGUUAAUUGUGGGUUUUGAAGGUCAAAGGCUUGUUUGAUUUUCUUGAUCUGAGAACAGCAGAUAAUUUCAAGAAACCAAGGGGCAGUUCUGUUGCAUUGUGGAAUACUUGAAAAAUUUUAGGGGUUUUGGGGAUUUCAUGAUUAAAUGAGUUUUGGGAAAUCUGAAACAGAUUCCAGAUUUUCAAGAAGUGCCAUAAUCAAUCUUCAAGAACAUUGUUCAAGCAAAAUUAUGGGUUCAAGAGCAAGAAAACCAACUACUGCAAUUUCUUCACAAUCAUCACCACCACCACCACCUCGAUUUAGAGUAGUAGAGCAAAAGAAAAUGGAGUAUCAAAGAUCUCUUUCAUCACAAGGUAGUGCAAGAAGAUUGUUGCCUUCAAGUUAUUUUAGUUUGGAGUCAUUGCUAUUGCUAAUAUGUCUUACAGCUUCUCUUUUGAUCCUUCCUCUGAUACUUCCACCAUUGCCACCACCACCUUUCUUGUUGCUUUUGCUUCCCAUAGGCAUAUUAGGUGUUCUGAUGAUCUUAGCUUUUAUGCCUACUAAUGCAAGGGAUAUAACUUAUACAUAUGUGUAAAUGGUGUUUUAGAAACAAAGAAAGAAAAAGGAAAAUGCGCCUGUUUUUUCUUUCUUACAUUACAUACAAAUUUUGUAUUUUUGUCUUCUAAAUGUUGAAAAAAAAAAGAGAUAGCAGUUCUUUUAUUUCUUAAUUAAGGCUCAUUUUGUUAUAUCUUUAUGCUUAUUAAUAUUGUAUUUGAUAUUUUUA
This is a messenger RNA of Jatropha curcas, 1554 nucleotides long. RefSeq names its product ARGOS-like protein (gene ARL). NCBI's taxonomy places the organism in Eukaryota, Viridiplantae, Streptophyta, Magnoliopsida, Malpighiales, Euphorbiaceae. Gene Ontology annotation, biological process: positive regulation of organ growth. The record is from RefSeq and is a predicted model, not a curated record.